Phycodurus eques (leafy seadragon) is the source of this 2138-nucleotide messenger RNA. It is a transcript of the gene acadsb, whose product is annotated as acyl-CoA dehydrogenase short/branched chain. The record is from RefSeq and is a predicted model, not a curated record. NCBI's taxonomy places the organism in Eukaryota, Metazoa, Chordata, Actinopteri, Syngnathiformes, Syngnathidae. Gene Ontology annotation, molecular function: flavin adenine dinucleotide binding; acyl-CoA dehydrogenase activity. The coding region runs from base 43 to 1341 and encodes 432 amino acids. Gene Ontology annotation, cellular component: mitochondrion. The transcript has 11 exons.
CCCCGGGAGUGACGUACGCAUGUAAACAUUGUGACUCAAGUCAUGGCUGCCGUGUUGGUAAGGACUUUGUCAAAGUCUUGCAGACAGCUCACUCGGCCAUGGGUUGGAUGCCAGCCAGGAUGGAGGAACAGGUCCACCAAGUCUGCCCUACAUGUGGACUCAGUGCAGACGGCCGGGGUGGUGAACUUCCCUCCCCUGCAGUCAUUUUCAGAGGAGGAGAGCAUGAUGAGGGAAUCGGUGAAAAGGUAUGCACAAGAACGUAUCGCUCCGCUUGUGGCCAAGAUGGAUGAGCAAUCUAACAUGGAUGAAACAGUGAUCAAGUCUCUCUUUGAACAGGGUCUCAUGGGCAUCGAGAUCGACGUGGAGUACGGCGGCACCGGCUCAACGUUCUUCUCCUCCAUCCUGGUCAUCGAGGAGCUGGCGAAGGUGGACGCCUCCGUGGCCGUGCUGUGCGACAUCCAGAACACUUUGAUCAACACGCUCUUUGUGCAACUGGGAACUGCGGCUCAGAAGGAGAAGUACCUCAGCAGGCUGUCCACUGACAUGAUCGGCAGCUUUUGCCUGUCCGAGGCCGAGUCGGGCAGCGACGCCUUCGCGCUGAAGACGCGUGCGGAAAAGCACAAGGACUAUUACGUCAUCAACGGGUCCAAGAUGUGGAUCAGCAAUGCGGCGGAUGCCGGCGUGUUCCUGGUGAUGGCCAACGUGGACCCCUCGGCUGGUUACAGAGGCAUCACCUGCUUCAUCGUCGACCGGGAAACGGAGGGCCUGGAGAUCGGCAAAAAGGAAAACAAACUCGGGCUGCGCGCGUCCUCCACCUGCCCGCUUAACUUUGACAACGUCAAGGUGCCCGAGCAGAACAUCUUGGGGCAGCUCUGUCACGGGUACAAGUAUGCUAUCGGAAUGCUGAAUGAGGGCAGAAUAGGAAUUGCAGCUCAGAUGCUGGGAGUAGCACAAGGUUGCUUUGACCAUACGGUUCCUUACACAAGACAGAGGAGGCAGUUUGGAAAACGGAUCUUCGACUUCCAGGGUAUGCAGCACCAAAUUGCCCACGUGGCGACGCAAAUCGAAGCCGCGCGCUUGCUGACGUACAACGCCGCUCGUCUGAAGGAAGCCGGCAGACCCUUCAUCAAGGAGGCCUGCAUGGCUAAAUACUUCGCGGCGGAGGUGGCAACCUUGACAACGUCCAAAUGCAUCGAAUGGAUGGGAGGGGUGGGCUUCACAAAAGACUACCCAAUAGAGAAAUACUACAGGGACUGUAAAAUUGGUACCAUCUACGAGGGCACGACAAACAUCCAGCUGUCCACUAUGGCCAAAUUCAUCGAUAAGGAGUUUGACGUUUAGAAUCAUAUCUAACUGUAGCCUGUCGGAUUGCACUACUAAGACUGCCAUGUUACACUCCCAACAUUCAUUAUUGUGCGCGUCACGUGACUUUGCUGGAAAGGACGAUGCAGUGGUCUCUCCGCGUUACACUUUGCCACUUCUCGUGUCCCUCUUUGUGGUGCACUGUUGUUAAUUUGUAUGGGUUUUCCAAUUAUGAUCACUUGAUCAUGCGGAAAUGUACCACCAUAGCAAUUGAUUCUCUUCAUUUUAAUGUUUCAGUGCCUUUGCGCUGCCCCAAGCUCAUUAAAGUAAGUAGACUGUUAUUAUAAUUGCAGUGGUUUAUUUACCUAAUACUCAACUGCCACUAGAUGGCAGCAUUGUCUUAGUUCGCGACGCGCAAACUCGGAGCAGUCAAUUACAUUCAAUGACUAGCCUGUCACCUCUAAUGAGCUGCCUGCCAUAUUUAUCAUUUGGUGGCGCUUCAUAUUAAAAAAAAGAGCCUGUUAUGAAUAAUUGACUCACUGUUCUUUUAUUUUCGGCUGUGACUGAUUCAAUUUCCAUGUGAACACAUCUCAACACAUUACAGUGAUUGCACACUGACCGGCCACUCCAUUAGGUACACCUGACAGCAUUAUUUUACAUUUUAGCCGUGUACCAGUGAUCCUCAUUUUACGAUUGUUCUGACAUACGAUGUUUCGAAGUUACGAACGGGACUCUCCGUUAAUUGUAACUGUUUUUCGUUUGAUUGUUUUAUAUUUGUGGCCUAUAAGUGUUUUUCAUACAAAUAUUAACUGCAAUUAUGAUUUAUAAUCCUGGGC